AUGUUGGAGGAGGAAGAUGGAGAUGAUGAGGGUGUGCAAACCACAGGUGUUGACAGGAACAGCUACAUCCUCUACCCAACCCGAACACUACGACUGACAGGAGAGUUCGAGUUGUUGAAGUGUUGCGACCUGCAGCUGGAGGUCAGGGUCAGUCUAUCUGUGUUCUGGACCAGAAGGACCGACUCAGGCCCUGGGGCAAGCAGAGUGCCACCGCCUGUCUUCAUCCCCACUCGGAUUUUGGAGGAGAGAAACAUCAGCAACACUUCGGUGAACGUGGAUCAAGCAACGGAGACAUCACUGGAGUCGGCUCUAAAAGAAAAGAGCAGCAGUAGCUGUGUAGUGCCGCGCCAGAACCCACGGGACAAGACCUGCAGUGAUGCUCCAUCACGUCAGCUUCACUUACCUGCAGUUAGCCGUGUGACGGACACCUCCCCCACAGCAGCAUCACAGGACGGCGUCAGCAGGAGGAGCAGCGGAGAUGAGACUCUCGCCCUGAGCUUCGUCCCCACUGUCUCCCCUUCCACCACGGCCACAGCCUGUGACCUCAUCACCUGCCCCGCUGCCGUAGAGGAGGAAAGGGCAGGAGGUUCCGAAACCAGGGUUCAGGCUGAUCCAGGUUCAGUUGAUGUUCAGGAGUCGGUGAGUCUGCAGCAGUGCGAGUGUGUCACCGUAGACCUGAGGCAGACCGUGAGACGAGCCGUUCAUCUCUACCAGCAGCUCGGCAGAUCCACCCAGGUCACAGAGCAGCGUCAGAUGUUGUCUGUGCUGCAGGAGGCGUUCGAUGACGUUAGUGCUGAGCUGAAGUCCGUGUUGCAGGAACACGGCCCCAACAACGGCAGCGCCUCCACCGGUCGACGCGGGGAUGAUGAGCGAUGAGGUCUCUGCUCAGAGCCGCUGGUUCCGACAAUCCAGAACAAACUGGACCGACUGAACCAGAACCAGUGCUGAUUCAGGUCAAUGACUAAAAAACACCAGUAUUAUUUUAAAGCACCUUAUGUCUGUGUUGUUUUUUUUUACUGCAUUUGUACAUAAACUGUAGAUUCUGUAAUAAAGUUUUUGUGCUUUCA
Molecule: messenger RNA, 1067 nt
Organism: Betta splendens (Siamese fighting fish)
Lineage: Eukaryota; Metazoa; Chordata; Actinopteri; Anabantiformes; Osphronemidae
Exons: 11
Coding region: 1-876 (291 amino acids)
Source: RefSeq, a predicted model, not a curated record